Messenger RNA from Nematostella vectensis (starlet sea anemone), 4202 nucleotides. Its product is annotated as zinc finger protein 665. Gene Ontology annotation, biological process: regulation of transcription by RNA polymerase II. The record is from RefSeq and is a predicted model, not a curated record. Gene Ontology annotation, molecular function: RNA polymerase II transcription regulatory region sequence-specific DNA binding; DNA-binding transcription factor activity, RNA polymerase II-specific. Bases 167 to 3622 code for a protein of 1151 amino acids. Gene Ontology annotation, cellular component: nucleus. The transcript has 2 exons. Lineage: Eukaryota; Metazoa; Cnidaria; Anthozoa; Actiniaria; Edwardsiidae.
GGUCUAGUUCGGACCGACACGAUGAAUAAGCUCUAUUGAAAGUCGCCUCAGUCGUUCGAACAUAUUGUUUUUCUUCGUGAUAUCUCGUGUUAAAUUCUCUCAGGAAUCGCAUUUGGGAGCCACUGCCUUUGCAAUCCAUUCAAAGGUAUUUUCAGCCAAUGAAGAAAUGGAGCAUAUACGCAUGAACUACUCAGAAUGUGGUACAGACAUUUUGUCCCAAAUUGCUGCAAACCCUAGGAGGGAAGAAGAUUUUGGCCCUCCUGUAAUAAAUGAUAGUGAUCCUCAUGGAAAAGAGGUCAGCCCUUUAAUGGCAAUUAGCAGUAGCUCCUCUGUUUUAGAUGGAGGUGUCAUUUCCUCUGCCUACACUGAGCUCCAGGAUAUCAGGUUUGAGCAACCGGAUAGCAUCAGUGCCAUGGAAACAGAAACUGCAAAGCCAAAAGAAUCUAACUUUGAAAAGGCAAAUAAUCCGAGACCAGACGCUAACAUGGAUGAGCAUGAAAACGAAAGUGAAUGUCAGAUUGCUGAGGAGCUUGAUGCCAGUGAGAAACAAGACCCCAUUAAAGCCCAGAAGGAGAAUGACACAGGUCAAUGUAUUCCCCAAACUGAAUACAUAGCUGAGGAAAGCAACGUUAAAGAAAGUGAUGUCAAGGGGGCUGUAAUCAGCUGUAAUGCUAUGACGACUAGUUCUGACAGUAAGGUCAACGACUCUGGUGAUGUCACUGAUCAUGACAUCAUUAAAAAGUGUGAUGUUAAAGAUGAUGUACUUGCCGAAGCUGCUGAUGUUGCCGUAGGAAGUUCUGAUCACAAGGAUUCAGAUGCUAAUGCUGUCCCCAUUCUUAGCACUAAUAGUGAUGAUGACAACGUGAAAGAGAAUGUAAUACCAGCCGAUAUAACCGUUGCUGAUAAUGUUGGUAUUGCCAGUGCUGUUAGCAAGAGUGCUGACCUUAAUGAUGACAUUAACGAUGCUAGUAAAAACCAAGAUGAAGUAACUACCAGUACGAACCCCAAAAAUGACGAUGUGCCAUACAACAAAGAGGAUGUUGAAAUGGAAGAUGUUGAUAGAGAGGGUGACGUUGACAUGCACGAUCAUGAUAGAUUUGAAGUAGGCAAGAAGAAUGAUCAGAAUGAAAGCAUGGAGAGGGGUGAUGAGAAAAAUGAGCUCAAUGACGGACGAAAUGCUAAAAGUCACAAGGAUAAAUACUGUAAACGUGUCCUCAGGGAUGAAGAUGGUGAUGUUUAUAAUCACGAAGAUACUAUCGAUGAUGGAGAUAAAGAGGAUGGUAAUAUAGAUGAAAAUGCCGAUGGUUUUCACAAAAACGAUGUUGAAAAUAGGAGCAAUGCUGAAAAGGGAAAUGAAAAUGAAAAUCAUUGUGAUGGCAGUUAUGCCACUAAAGACGAUGCUAAAAUUGGGGAUUUUAAAGGGAGCGACGAAAAUUAUAAUCAUGAUGAUGUUGAUGGUACUACAAAAACUGUUGAAAGUAAAGAACUGGUUAAAGACGUACUCGAUGUAACUAUCAAAGAAGAGGAUAAGGGCCUGAGCAAUGUCACAACACCUGGUCGUCGCAGUGCUAGAAGAACACGUGAUGCCAUCCAGCACAUCUACAGACACGAGAGCGGUUCGUCGUCUUCGAGUGAACAAGAUGAACACGAUGAUGACGACGAAGACGACGAUGACAGUGAAGGUGAUGAUGAAAGUAGUAAUGCCAAGGAGGAAAACAUAGAUUCUGAUGAUAACUCGGACGACGAUGACAAGCCGUUAGCAUCCGUGAUGCACCAGUGCGACUGGUGUAACGGCCUCUACCGAAAGAUCAGCGAUCUCACCAAGCACAUAGCCAAGGUACACCAAGAUGCCAAGCCGUACAGGUGUGACUUAUGCACCAAGGGGUUCAAGCGUAGAAGUUGCAUGACGAGGCAUAGAGCUCUUCACACUGAGAAGCGUCCAUUCAAGUGUCCCAAUUGCAGUAAGGCGUUCAAGACAUCGUACGCUUUGACUUCGCACCAAGUUACCCAUUCGGCGAGUAAACCAUACAAGUGCCAGGAAUGCGGCCAGGAAUUCGCUAGACAAAGCCAACUGAAUGACCAUCGUUUGAAACACACUGGCGAGACACCAUUCGUUUGUGAGGUCUGCAGCAAGUCAUUCACGACAUCGAGGAGCAUGGUCAGACACAUGUUAACGCACUCGGAAGACAGACCAUAUCAGUGCGACGUCUGUGGAAAGUCCUACAAGUGCUAUGAAGCGCUUACCAAGCACACCACAACCCAUAGCAAGAAACCAUACAAAUGUAACGUGUGCGACAAGUCCUACACACGACAAAAAAUGCUGACUGAUCACAUGUACUCUCACGAGGAGUCCGGUACAAAGAUUUACCGGUGUGUCUUGUGUGAUGAUGUGUUCGACCAAAUAAAAGAAUUGACUAAGCACCAGAGAACCCACAAGACAGACGCUGUCUACAAAUGUCAAGAGUGCGACAAGAAAUUCCGCCGCAUCUCUGGUCUGAAAGAUCAUCUGCUCACGCAUCGUGGUGAGAGACCUUUCCAGUGCUCUACAUGCUCCAAGUCUUACUCCACUUCACGCUCGCUUGUCCGCCAUGAACGCUCCCAUUCCAGUGAGAAACCAUACUUGUGCUCCGAUUGUGGUAAAGCGUUCCAGUACUCCAGGCAGUUAUCUUUACAUAAAUGCCUUGAAGUGGACGAGGCGUGUCGUUGUACUGUUUGUGACGCCCCGUUUUGCUCAUACGCUAAUCUUUCUUCCCAUUUCCUUUCCCAUCCCGGUAAAGAACCUCCGAAGUGCAAUCGCUGCAAGAAAAAAUUCUCGUCUUGGGAGAGCUUCACAAGUCACACAAAGAUCCACUCGGAGAGAGAUAUGUAUCUCUGUGUUAUUUGCGAAAAGACAUUCAAACGUUCUACUCAUUUAUCUGAACAUAUGCUAAAUCACUCUAGCGAUCAACCUUUUGGCUGCACCCAUUGCUCUGAGAAAUUCAAGGUGUCGUCCAUGCUAACGAAGCACAUGAGGUCACACAAAGAUUUCAAACCUUACAGAUGCGAUAAGUGUGAUAAAUCGUUCAACCAGUCUCGCCUACUCAGCAUUCAUUCACUGACACACAAAGAAAAAAAGACUGUCCCCAAACCCUCACGAUCCUCUGUUGACGAUCCGUUCUCCGUAGUCAACGAAGACCCUAAACCAUACGUCUGCAAUGAGCCCGAAUGUUGGAAAACAUUCAAAACGCACACCAACCUCAAUCUUCAUUCACGAGUCCACGCAAAUGAGAAGCCGUACCACUGCAAAAAGUGCGACAAAAGGUUUGCUCACUCGACAGUUUUACUGCGCCACCUGUAUAGUCACAAGGAUGGCAAACCGAUGUGCUGUCAUCUAUGCUCGGAGGCCUUCACCAAGGCUCUCAAAGCCGUAGAGCAUCAGAGAACACAUGCAGGCGAGAAGCCGUACCGGUGCAAAUUGUGCGGGAAGUCAUUCGGAAGGUUGUGGUCGUACAACAAGCAUAAGCAACUUCACAAAAAGCAACUAGUUUAUGAGUGUGCCUUUUGCCGCAAAGGGUUCGUUAUACCCAGCCUCUAUGCCCGCCAUCUUGUUGGACAUAGAGCAGACAAGAGGAAAAGGAGAUGAAACCGAAAGAACAAGGAAAGACAGAAAUCGAAGGCGUCGGCUGCUUGAUGUGGAAGGAAACAUUUUCUCUUGAAACUGAAAAAAACAAAUGCUUGAUUACAGUUGUGGUGACAUUAGACUAUUAUAGCCAGUCUGUUUGGUAAGAAUAAAAACGUGUAUCUAGGCUAGAAGGUUUUUAGAUGUCCAAGACAUUUCCAAAAUAAUUUUACUAGACAGCAGUUACCUGACUUUGGUUGACUUAGCGGUGUUUAGACAGUUUUUUUAUGACCCUAAACCUAAAAUAAUGAUUGAUGAAACCUGCCAGGGGCGGAUGUGUAAAGGGUGCGGACUCGUCUAAAUCAACCGUCUUCUUCAAUAAUUAUAUAAAAAUUACAAUUAAAUUGUUCACCACAUUUUCCGCCCCUGCAUCGAACAAGCAGUAAUUAGAUUAACAGAAAUGAAAAUGGAUUUGUAUUUUUAAAGUAAGCAAUAGAAUAUUUAGCUUAGAAUGUUAUAAAAAUGAAAGUAUAAAAUAUAUCCAAUGUGCAAAUUAGGUAGUCAAUGUAAUAGAUAAAUUAUGAAAGUAAAGACUUUAGAUGAA